Molecule: messenger RNA, 2327 nt
Organism: Phragmites australis (common reed)
Lineage: Eukaryota; Viridiplantae; Streptophyta; Magnoliopsida; Poales; Poaceae
Product: DEAD-box ATP-dependent RNA helicase 25-like
Exons: 10
Coding region: 84-1835 (583 amino acids)
Cellular component (GO): chloroplast
Molecular function (GO): nucleic acid binding; ATP binding; RNA helicase activity
Source: RefSeq, a predicted model, not a curated record
AAUAUCUUAUCUUCUCGUCGCCGCGCGCCAAGCCGCGAAGGCCCGUAGGCACCGCUCUGCACCCAAAACCCCACUCGCCGGACAUGGCCUGCGGCGACCUCCUUCUCCUCGGCGCCCACGGCGCCCUCCCAGUACUCGCCAGGUCCUUCCCUUGCCGCCUCCGCGUCCCCGCUCGGCGCCGCCGCCUCGCGUGCCCCAUAGCCGCCGCCAAGGCCGACGUCGCCGACGUCGUCGGCCGGGUUAGGUCGGGCGGCGCCGACCAGAAGCGGCGGCGGAGGGACGCGGAGGAGGGACUCUCGUUCUCCAGGGUGUUCACGAGGAGGGACGGUGCCGAUGAGGAGGAAGACGUGGAAAGGGAGGCUCUGCAGUUGGGUGCGGUGAAGAGUGACGACGAGGCGGGAGGUGUGGAUGGCUCGUACCUCAGUGAAACAAGGUUUGAUCAGUGCGCUAUUUCUCCUUUAUCAUUGAAAGGCGUCAAAGAUGCUGGAUAUGAAAGAAUGACCCAGGUGCAGGAGGCAACUCUGCCCAUAAUCCUUCAAGGCAAGGAUGUUCUUGCAAAAGCAAAGACAGGAACCGGAAAAACCGUUGCCUUUUUGCUUCCAGCCAUUGAGGUUCUCUCCACAUUACCUCGUCAGCAGAAUCAGUUACGGCCACCUAUAAAUUUGCUGGUGAUGUGCCCUACCAGGGAGCUUGCAAACCAAGUGGCUGUCGAGGCCAGAAAGCUUCUCAAGUAUCAUCGCUCACUGGGUGUGCAGGUUGUGAUUGGUGGCACACGAUUGACUCAAGAGCAACGAAGCAUGCAAGCUAACCCAUGUCAGAUUCUUGUUGCUACACCUGGAAGGCUCAAGGAUCAUCUUGAGAACACAGCCGGAUUUUCUACCCGACUUAAAGGUGUGAAGGUUCUUGUUCUUGAUGAAGCUGACCGCCUACUGGAUAUGGGAUUCAGAAGAGAUAUUGAGAAAAUAAUUGCUUCAGUUCCUAGAGAACGACAGACACUGUUGUUUUCUGCUACUGUUCCAGAAGAGGUCCGCCAAAUUUCUCAUGUGGCAAUGAAGAAGGAUUAUAGGUUCAUCAACACUGUUAAAGAGGGUGACGAGGAGACACAUUCACAGGUGAGCCAGAUGUACAUGGCUGCACCCCUAGACCAGCACUUUCUUAUCUUAUAUGAUGUAUUGAAGAAUCAUGUCGCAGAAGAUGCAGACUACAAAGUUAUUAUAUUCUGUACUACUGCAAUGGUCACCAAACUUGUGGCUGAAGUUCUUUCCCAGCUGAAACUGAAUAUAAGAGAGAUCCAUUCCAGAAAAUCACAGUCUGCAAGAACCAAGGUCUCAGACGAAUUCAGAAAGUCAAAGGGUUUGAUACUGGUUAGUUCUGAUGUAUCUGCCCGCGGUGUUGACUAUCCUGACGUCACCCUUGUAAUACAGGUUGGAAUUCCUGCAGGUAGAGAACAGUAUAUACAUAGACUUGGCAGGACUGGACGGAAAGGCAAGGAAGGUCAAGGACUCUUACUGUUGGCUCCUUGGGAAAAUUAUUUUCUUGGCACUGUUAAGGAUUUGUCAAUAUCGGAGGCUGUGGUACCUUCAGUAGAUACAAGUUCUGAGACGGAAGUCAAAAAUGCUGUCAGAAAAGUAGAGAUGAAGAGCAAAGAAUGUGCCUAUCAAGCAUGGCUAGGGUACUACAACUCAAACAAGACCAUUGGUCGAGACAAGUCCAGACUUGUUCGCCUUGCAGAAGAGUUCAGCCAAAGCAUGGGUCUUGCAGUUCCUCCAGCCAUACCUAAAAACAUUCUUCGAAAGAUGGGUCUUAACAAUGUUCCUGGGCUCCGGUCGUCAUAAUCCUGUUGCUCCAAUUUCAAGCAGGUCUUGUGCGAGAACACACUAUGGGCAUUCGACCAGCCAUAGUACCCUCCACUUCGUAAACAGUAUCCUGCUGUUUUACUUCAGUACUGCAGGUAUUCUGCAUUGGCAGAUUGGUUUGCUGAAGGUCGUAAGUUUUGACAAUCGCCUUCAGUUCUGCCCAUGAGCAGAGUUCAGAAGUCCUUGGCUCAAGCAUGACCGAUGCAUUUGUUUUGAAGCCAAAUUUUGUUCGGUCCACUCACCGAUUCUUCAUAUAAGCGACAGUUCAAACAGACCGGGUGAUUCUUCAUAUAUAACAAUUUGUAACAAAGAUAGUGAUUUGUAUGGAAUGUAUUACCUCUGAACCUUUUCGCGAUGCGGUCUUGCCCAUGUUGCAGUAUCAUUUGCUGACUGUACCACAGGGCACCAGAUAGUAAUAGCGUCGUAAACCUAUGUUACAGUAUCAUUUAUCACUAUCGUCAAUUUUCUAAA